Molecule: messenger RNA, 2110 nt
Organism: Leptopilina heterotoma
Lineage: Eukaryota; Metazoa; Arthropoda; Insecta; Hymenoptera; Figitidae
Gene: Dip-B
Product: putative aminopeptidase W07G4.4
Exons: 9
Coding region: 306-1904 (532 amino acids)
Biological process (GO): proteolysis
Cellular component (GO): cytoplasm
Molecular function (GO): manganese ion binding; metalloaminopeptidase activity
Source: RefSeq, a predicted model, not a curated record
CUUCAAUCUUAGUCUGGUUGUUGGCAAGCCUGCGCACUGAACCUAUUUUCUUGUGUGUAUAUUUGUUCUCCUCUUAUUUUUGCCGGCAUGUUGUUGACGUCCUUUUUAAAUCACUAAAAUUUACAGUAAUCCUACAGUUUAUCGAUAAAUAGUGUUUUAAAAUAUUGCAACUAUUGUUUCACUUGCGUGUUUAGUUGAAUAUUUUUAUCAUUGGACUCAUUAAUUAACUGAUACCAUUUGGAAACGGAAAGGGAAAAAAAGAAUUCCAUUCCUGUGAUUCGCAGGAUUUGUGACCUAUUUUCAUCAUGGCUGUGGAAACAAGAUGGAUACCGUCUCAAUUGAAAAUUGAAACUAAUAUUGUAAGUAACGAUUACGAUGGAAUUGUUUUGGUGUCGGGAACCCCUCCAGGAAGCAAUGAACCCGAACCUUUUAAAACUGUACUUUUUGCUGCGGCACAAAUCGAUGCUGGCCUUGGUAGCAUUGUUGCAGUGUUGCCUAUCAAUUUACCGGCAAAACGGCUCAUAUACAGUCCAACAGGUUCUUUGAAUUUGGAUUAUCACGAUGUGCGAAGCUUCGGCGAAGCUGCGACCAAUGGAAUCAAACGGGCACUGGUGGCUGGAGUUCGACGUCCAUUAAUAGCACUACUUCCGGAUUCUCGGUUUGAAAAUGUCGAGUUGGUAACAUUGUUAGGUGCUCUGGAGGGCCUAUAUGUGCCCCUUGAAGUACGAGAGAUAUCAGCAGAGCGAUGUUACAAGGCAUGCCAGUUAGGUGUAUGGAGUCCAAUCUGCAGUAAGAAGCUGCAGGGGAUCGUAAAGCUCGCAACUGCCUUGGAAAGCGGAAGAUACGUCGCAAGGGACAUCGGUGGUGGUGAUCCCGAAAGAAUGGCAGCGCCAAGAGUUGAGGAGUAUAUUUCCGAACUAUUUUCGGGAACUAAUAUUUCCGUUCAAGUGAUCAACGAUCAAGAGACACUUUUACAGGAAUAUCCACUGUUCGCUUCGGUGAAUCGUGCCGCAUCUGUGAUACCAAGACACGCUGGUAGAAUUAUUUUCUUAACUUAUGAACCACCAAAUCCUGCUUGUGUUCUCGAAACCUUGCUCCUUGUUGGAAAAGGCGUCACGUAUGACACCGGUGGCGCUGAUAUCAAAAUCAACGGCAAUAUGAUUGGCAUGUCGAGAGACAAAUGCGGAGCAGCCGCAUGUGCUGGAUUUAUGCAGAUCGUAAACUUGUUACAACCACCAACGGUAAAGGUCGUUGCAGUACUGUGCGUUGUAAGAAAUAGCGUCGGGGAAAAUUGCUAUGUCUCUGACGAAGUGAUUACCGCCAAGUCGGGCAUGAGAGUCCGCAUUGGGAAUACUGACGCUGAAGGACGAAUGGCAAUGGCUGAUGCUCUGUGUCACAUUAAAGAAAUGGCGCUCUGUUCUGUGAAUCCACAUAUUUUCACUAUCGCCACACUCACAGGACAUGCAUGUCUCUCUGCUGGAACAGGAUACUCUGUCGUCAUGGAUAAUGCAGUGGCAAGACUGGACAGUAAUGCAGAAAAGCUUCAAGCCUCUGGUGAAGUCAUGGGUGAUCCAUUUGAAAUCUCUCGUUUACGAAGAGAGGAUUUCAAAUGCCAUCAAGGUCAAGCCGAGGGCGAUGAUGUUCUUCAAGCGAAAAGAAAACCCAGUUCACAAUCGGAAAGAGGUCAUCAGGGUCCAGGAGCUUUUCUCGUAAUGGCAUCUGGUCUCAGUCAGCAUGGUCGAGGUUCGGAAAAACCUUUACGUUAUGCUCAUUUGGAUAUUGCAGCUAGUGCAGGUGAUUUACCUGAAAUUGCAACUGGCGCACCGGUUUUAGCAUUGGCGAAGCGGUUCCUAUUCUCGGAUUUGGAAAAUUCUCUUAACAAAGAAUGCGAUAAUAAAGUUUAAAAAAAAUUUCUAAUGAUGAAACUUGCUUUUAAUUAACUUUUAUUUUAUUCUUUUAUAUUGUUUCAACUUUUUUUCUUCUUCCUUGAAGAAUAUCAAUUUUAACUUUUUGAGGUUUAUGAAUUUUUUGGUAUUCAGUGUUUGGAUUUGUAUGUCAGGCAUUUACUUUGUAAAAUUUUCAAUAAACUUUACGUUCUGUGUUCUUGGAA